Messenger RNA from Anopheles bellator, 3621 nucleotides. RefSeq names its product mucin-5AC (gene pwn). The coding region runs from base 22 to 3621 and encodes 1199 amino acids. The transcript has 7 exons. The record is from RefSeq and is a predicted model, not a curated record. NCBI's taxonomy places the organism in Eukaryota, Metazoa, Arthropoda, Insecta, Diptera, Culicidae. Gene Ontology annotation, molecular function: calcium ion binding.
AAAUCGAAACGAUCCGCCAUUAUGAACGAGUUUACGUCGCGCGGAAAGGACCUACUCCUGACGGUGGUGGACACCAACAGCGUGCAACACGAGGCAACCGGUCCGGCAGGGAGACAGGCACCGUCGUCGGGCCGUAGCGGGAAAGAUCUGCUCGACGAGUCUUACCAGCGGACGAAGGAGCUGGCGAUGAACAUUUCGGCGGUCCAGCGGGCCGUAUUAGCCUCCCAGCAGGCCCGGUUACAAGCGGCGGCUGCAACGACGACGGUACCGGCACCUGGCGGUCGGCAGAACUCGAACCCGGACAUCCAGGACAUCAUCACCGGGAUCGUAAAGCUGCUCAACGGGAACGUGAACGUGCAGGCCAAUCCGCAGCCCACGCGACGCCAUUCGGCCACGCGCAUCAACAACCGUGGUCCGCCACGUAUUUCCGAGGCCCAACCCCUACCGAACGAGUACGACGGGGAACUGACACCCCCGACCUCCCAGAGACCGCUGCUACAGCCCCACGAGCAACCACCGCCGGAUCAUCCGCUCGUGCGCCCGUUCUUGACCGGUGUUCCCAUCCCCGAACAGAUCGUACCCUCGAUGCAGCACCCGUACCGGCCCGGCUUUGUGUCCCAGAACCGGCCCCCUUGGCAGCGGCCCAAGCCCCGGCCACCGAUCUCACCCAUUCGGCGACCAAUCCCACCGUACAAACCGUACCCAACCAACGUCGAUUAUCGACCGGAUGUGGGCGAACCGCAAAGCCUGCCGGGUCAGGCGGUUCCUCCGCCACCACCGCAAGCGCCACCACUCACCAUCCCCACGUCUGGUAACGAUCCGGGCAACGCGAUCGAUAACGUCACCGAGAAGGUGAUCGAAGAUCCGCCCUACGAAUUGGCGCCUGGUCCGACGACUGAGGCGGACGAAGACGUAACCGCGGCGACCGAAUCGGCUGCAACCCUGGCACCGGCGGAAGAGCCGGCCACGGAGGUCCAGUACACGAUCGAAUCGGCCACGAGCGCCGCCAGCGUGAUGCCGCCUCCGGGAGCGCACGAUCCGGAAGUGGUGCCAAGCGUUUACGAGAUCAACUCGAUCGAGUACCUGCCUUCGAGCGGAACCCUAGAGCCAUCGCCGACAACAACGACCACGCUGACGACCACCACCACCACGACAUCGAGCACUACGAUCGAUCCAUCGAGCGAUCGGGAUCGAUACGAGAUCACUUCAACUCCGACACUGGGCACUCCCGACACGACAACGAUCACGAGCACACGAACGACUUCGGAGACGACCACCACAUCCAUCGUCCCAACGAGCACCCAGGAUGCGGCGACCGCGGCUACGAGCAAACCGACAACCCCGGACUAUCGCUUCCAACCCCGACCCGGUCUCGUGCUGGACGAUCCCGACUUCAAACCGGGUGGAAGCGGUGGCGGUGCGUCCGGUUCCAGUAACGUCAUACGCACCCAACACUUGCCCCCGUUCAACAGCAACAAGCGGCCCGAAAUUUACACCGCUCCGGCGCUAGGUGGCGCCACCGGGUCCAAUGUCCGCCCAAGCUACGGCGAAAUCUUCGACGUGACCCUGUCCGCCAUCCAAGGCCCGGGUGGCUCGGGAGGCGCCGGCUCACAGCAAACGAUCAAGAUCAACCCGUACUACAACCAGCGACCCCGUCCGGGUGAGCUGCAGCCGGCUGGCGAUGCCAGCAUCAUCCUGUCCGCGUCCGGUACCGAUGGGUUCGUGUCGAUCGACGGUAAACGAUCCUACAUCGAUCUGUUCGGGACGGACAAAAAGACGCUCCGGCCAACGCCAACCGUUCAACCGACGGCCGGUGGCGUCGUGCGGCCAACGGACGUGCGGCCCAAACCAACGAAGGUACCACCGCUGCAGCCGGGCAUCAUCGGGACGGGAUAUGCAGUGCCCGAAACAGAGUCGCCGGUUCAUGCGACUGGCGGUGGUGGUGGCAGUGCCGGAGGUCCUCCCGUACAUCGAGGUUCCGCCGGGCUCGUACACGGCCAAAGCCGGCCAAAGUAUCCUCCCGGUGGGUUGCCACCGGUCCGCAUCGAUACGUGCAUCGUCGGUGAUGAUUCAACCUGCGACCAAGCGCAGAACGAACGCUGCCGAACGGAGAACGGAGUGUCAAGCUGCCACUGCCGGCCGGGGUACGCUCGCCGGAAGCACCGCGACCCGUGCCGCCGGAUCGUCUCACUGAUGCUGUCGAUGCGCGUGGACAAGAUCUACGAGCGGCGCAUCCACUGGGAUCCAUCGUUGGCUGACCGGGGCAACGAAAAGCACCAGCAACUCAGCUACGAGGCCAUUCGGGCGAUGGACUCCGCCAUGUCGAUGACUCCGUUCUCGGACGAGUUCCUCGAGGCACGCGUCAACGGUAUCUACACGAUCAAUCCGUCGUCGGCGGCGGCAUCGUCACCCGGCGGCGGCGUAGUGUACGUCAACUACACCAUCAAUCUGGACGAGAACGCCGAAACGCUGCGGCCAGCACUCCGGUCCGACAUCCAGCGCCAUCUGCUGGGUGUGAUCCACCGACGGAAUAAUAACAUCGGCAACUCGGCCCUGUACGUCGAGGCACCCACCGGGGCCGUCUCGAGUGUGCAGGACGUGGACGAGUGCACUUCGGACGAGCUGAAUGACUGCGACGAGGAAGCGCACUGCACCAACCUGUUCGGUACGUUCCGGUGCGAGUGCAACUAUGGCUUCCGGGACCCGUGGGCCGAUCAGCCGCAGCGGGCUGGGCGCGAGUGCCUGACCUGCCCGGAGUCGUACUGCAACAACCGGGGCACCUGCAGCUACGAUAAUGCCAACAAUCGGCAGGUGUGCAAGUGUCUCGGCAGCUACUACGGCACGCAGUGCGAGAUCGACGGGGAGGUGCUCGGCGUGGCCGUCGGCGCUUCGGUGGCCGCCGUCGUCAUCAUCGUCCUCACGCUCAUCUGUCUGGUCAUGUGGAGCCGCAAGUGGCAACGGGAGCACAAGAACGCCAUGGGCAGCCCGGUGUUUGGGUACCUCGGCAACGGGCAGGUCAAAACGCCCGUCAUGGGCCAGGCCCCGUACCAGGUGACGCUCGAGGACCGCAUGCGGUGGGCGCAGAUUGCGGACGUAAUGGCUCAAGCGAAUCAUUACGCGGUAAGCUACGAAGCUGAACCCGUCGGCGGCGGCGGACGACCAUCGUCGGCCAUGUUUGGCUACCCGAACCUGCAGACCAUCGGCAGCAUGAACACGCUCUCGCUGCACGGGACUCUGCCGAUGCACACCGGUACCCUGCCACCAGUCCCUUUGCCAAGAACGCUCGGCUUGCAUCGCAACGGUAUGCGGACGUUGGAAAACUCCAGCUCGAGCGAAGAGGAGGAUCGGGCCGAUCUGCUGGGUCGUAACUUCAACGUACCGCGGCCUAAAAGUCGUAGCAAUGCGAGCGUUACGUCCGGUAUCUACUACGACGUGGAUUACGCACCGACCGGCGCUGAGCAGCUGUACGGCGGCGGAGGCAGCACGCUCGGGGCCGGGCUCGGAUCGGUGACCGGUGGCAUCGGCCAGGCGGCCAGUGGUACGACCAAAUCGCAAAGCAGCAUACCAAUGAGCACCUACACCUCGAGCGGUCGGCCAGUGCAGUCCACGUACUACAAGUGA